AGAUUGUCGGGAUGCGAUGAAAAAAAAAAGUUACGAUAAUAAAAUUAAAGAGCAUCGGAAGUUCCUGAAUUUGCUACCGGGAUCUGAGAGCUUUCCCAACAUGAUGAGAUACGUUCUCCAAAGGACACUGACGCAGUCGGAAGUUGCAGUUACACAGAAAAAAAAAUCAUGUAUCGAGAUUUGUCAAAAUGAUCACAAUUUGGAAAGAUUUAUUUCCAGUUCAGAUAAUUUUAACAGUCGGACCAUAGCAUUCCGGUUCGUGGAGACCGCAUGCGCCCAUCGUGCUGCGGCGUCCCUGUGGACGGUGGGAGAUCGACGCAGGGAGGCAUACGUGGCCCUGGGGAAGACGUGGUCCAGGGCAAGGGACAAGGUAUCGGCGCCAUCAUAUCCCCCCACCGGAAUUUACCCAAAAUCCACCUGCAAAAUUGCCUCUCCGUCAAGCGAUCCCUCCUCCCGGUCGGCACUGCUCGUGAUCAUCCUCCAGGAAUGCAGUGUGUAUAUAUAUCUGCUCACCAAUCUUCCAUGCUUUCAACUCAAUCAACCGCACCUCGCCUACUCUACUCAUCUCGCCGAUCCCUUCGUUCGUCGAUCGGUGCACUCGGCUGAUCCGCCAUGGAUUCCAACGGCCGCGUGUUCGAGGACUUCGUGCCUCCGCAUAGCAUGGUCCGGGAGCCGGCGACGCACACGCUCACCGUCGACCUCACCGCCGCAGGGUACAAGAAGGAGCACAUCCGGGUGCAGAUGGUGCACAGCCACCGGCGCCUGCUCGUGCGCGGGGAGCGCCCCGUCGCCGGCAACCGCUGGAGCCGCUUCCGCCUCGAGCUCCGCGUCCCCGACGGCUGCAACGCCAAGGCCAUCCACGCCAGGUUCGAGAACGGCGUCGUCCGCGUCACCAUGCCCGGCAUCGCGCCGGAGCCCGUCCAGGUCGAGACCGGCGCCGCCGGCCAUCAGCAGGACCCGUCCCCGCAGGCGAAGACGGCGGCCGCUCCCAGCGCCGCCCAAGACCAGAAAGACGCCGCCGCGCAGCAGCAAGACGGUGAUCGUGCCGCGCGAGCGGGAGGAGUAGAGGACGAGGGGGGGAAGAAAGACGAGGCGGCGGCGCAGAAGCAAGAAAUGAGGCAGCGCCCCGUGAGCUCCCCGAAAGACGGCGGCCAUGACCAUGACGACGCCGGUGGGGCAGGGGAGGUGACGGCCGCUUCCCCGCCGCGCCAAGGCUUCGGCUUCCUGUAUGACCAGAGGAGGAAGAUGGCGACCACCGUGCUCGGCGUGGUGCUCGUCCUGAUCAGCCUCGGCAUCUAUGUCAAGUACAGCCUUUGGCCGUGAUGAACGGGUCGAGAAAUUUGUUGCGUGCUUUAUUUAAAAAAUAGAAAUUUGCUGUGUGCAGUGCACGGUAUUUGCUCCUCCCCAGCGGCCUAGUAAUAUGAGUGUGAAGCCUGGUAUAUGAUUGCUGGGUAUGUGUCGAUGAAUCUGCCAGUCACAAGUGUGGCAGAUUGAUGUACUGAUGUGUGUGAAAUGCUGAGUG
Messenger RNA from Panicum hallii, 1522 nucleotides. Its product is annotated as inactive protein RESTRICTED TEV MOVEMENT 2-like. Bases 613 to 1323 code for a protein of 236 amino acids. The record is from RefSeq and is a predicted model, not a curated record. The transcript has 2 exons. Lineage: Eukaryota; Viridiplantae; Streptophyta; Magnoliopsida; Poales; Poaceae.